AUGCCAGAAAAAUCAUAUGACUACAGGCCCGAUCUGCCACCACAGGACCGGAUAUACGAUGAACAAUAUCCGGAGCAUGCCGGGACAUUUCUGAAUCAAGUACUACAGCAAUAUGUGUCUGACAUGCUGCAGAAGGUUGGAUGGGUGAAAUGUGGAUGGGAACAUUCUCCUCUGACACAGAAUGAACGGCGGAUGGUUGACAUCCUUCGAAAAGAGGAUCUACCACGUUCAGCAGUCCGCCUCAUCUGGAAUCCAUGGAUAGAGAACUGGAGAUUUGAUAUUACGAGUGGCCACAUGCCAGCAUUGCGGAAUGUUGAGGAAUGGGAGGAGAGGGAGGAUGAAGAGGAAAUCAUGUCGAUAAUUGAGAGAGAAGAAAGAGAGAAGCAAAAAGAGAUGGAUAUGCAGGAAAGAGAAGAUCACAUUCUCCGAGAGCGCAGAGAAGAAGAGGAAUCCUCGGAGGAUGAAGCGGAGCCGGACAUCAGAAGGCAAAUAACAGAUGAAAGGGAACCAAUCACUAUGGAAGGGAACAGAGGGAUGCUACUGGGGGAGCCCAUUGUGUCGCCCAACGAGGACCUGCGAGCACCAAUUGCAGCAUCACCGCUACAUUGUACGUCUAGAUAUCACUUCUACGAUGGUCUAGCGGUUGGUACAGGCGUAAGCUGGAGUAGCAGUAAAUCGACAUUGUUGACAUAUGGCGGUUUUCAGUGGACCUAUCACGAUGGGUUCAACCCCCAGCGAGAGCUUGAAGAAUAUGUUCAGAAUGAUUCAUUUUUGUAUGCCUCAAGCAUGAAAUAUAUGUCGCUAAAUCUCAAGUUUACGUGUCUCUCCUUUGGCAUGGUUUAUACAAUGCGGCCGCACUGGGCUCGAAUCCGAGCAGGGGAAUACGAGAACGAGCCAUCUUCGAGACUUUUGAACCAUAGGAGAGACGACUAUUCCAUGCGCAAUGCGCGGAUAUGUACUAAUUCCGCGGUGUUACGUUCAACAUGCGAGAGAAGGCACGGGAGUCAUUUCUUCGUGCUUGCACAGAAAUACGAACUAUCGAAAGGAACCUAUGAGCUUAUUAUGGGCGCAUUUAAUAGCGUCCAAAAAUUGGUGUAG
Messenger RNA from Guyanagaster necrorhizus, 1098 nucleotides. RefSeq lists its product as uncharacterized. The coding region runs from base 1 to 1098 and encodes 365 amino acids. The record is from RefSeq and is a predicted model, not a curated record. The transcript has 5 exons. Lineage: Eukaryota; Fungi; Basidiomycota; Agaricomycetes; Agaricales; Physalacriaceae.